This is a messenger RNA of Perca fluviatilis (European perch), 6457 nucleotides long. It is a transcript of the gene col16a1, whose product is annotated as collagen, type XVI, alpha 1. NCBI's taxonomy places the organism in Eukaryota, Metazoa, Chordata, Actinopteri, Perciformes, Percidae. The record is from RefSeq and is a predicted model, not a curated record. The transcript is spliced from 71 exons. Bases 268 to 5094 code for a protein of 1608 amino acids.
UGGGGAGAGGGGAGGGGAAAAGUUGGACACGGACAAUCUUGCAGCAACUUUUUUUCUUCUUUCCUUUCUUCGUGGAAGAAGCCUCAAGAAAAGAAAGGCAACGGGACAAAAGACGCUCUGGAUUACAUUUAAAGAGCAUUUGCAUCGCACCUCAAGAGUUCCCUGGAUUCAAUCACGCAUUUAUUUCCGGAUUAAUGUGGUCGCCAAUCUGUGGAUUUAUCAGUAGCUGAAGCUGGUGACGUGAGGUGUUUUCGGUGGAGUGAAACCAUGUGGCUUCUCUGUUCCUCUCUGACUCUGUUGGCCCUCAGCUUUGGAUCGUGUGACACGCUGACAUCAGAGCAAGAUGAACAGUGCCCAUCCUUACAAGUGGAUGAGUGGAAGUUUCCCCAGGCUGCCAGGCAAAAUAUCACAGGUUUUAAUCUGGUGAGGCGAUUCUCCCUGCUCAAGAGUACAGAUGUCAAGAAGAUCCGCAACCCUCGAGGACCCGUCAUCCUCCGCCUUGGCAAAACUGCACUCCUACGUCCCACCGAUCAGGUGUUUCCUCAUGGUCUUCCUGAGGAGUUCACCCUGAUCUUCACCCUGGCGUUAAAGAAGGCUGCCCUGCGAGACACCAUCUACCUCUUCCAGAUAUCUGAUCAGCAGGGAUACCCACAGCUUUCUGUAAACCUCAACGGCCCCGAUGGCACCCUGUCCCUGAGUGCCAGGGGUGUAGAGCCCGCAGCUGACCUGGUGAGCUGCAUUUUCACCGGGGAGGGGGUGGAGGCCCUGAUGGACUUCCGCUGGCACAAGGUGGCCCUUGGCGUGCAACAGGGAGCCGCCUCCCUCCACGUGGAUUGCAACUCCAUUGAGACCAAACCCCUGGAGCCACGCGGAGUUCUGCCCACUGACGGACACACUAUGCUGGGCAUACGGGCUUCAGAUGCUGGGCCUGUGCAGAUGGACAUUCAGCAGGUGAUGCUGUAUUGUGACCCCUCUCUCGCCAUUCAGGAGGCCUGCUGUGAGAUACCUGGAGCACGGUGCCCACCAGAGGCUCACAAGAGCCGCCGUGCUGCUGAGAAUGACCUGUUGGAAAACACUUUUAACCAGGAGAUUUUCGCAUCAAAGGAUCUGGCAGAGAAAUGUGCUGGUUGUUUACUCCUGAAUGGGGAAGAAAAUGUAGCUGCUGGGUUGAAAGGGGAAAAAGGCGACCGGGGUGAUGGCUGUUCUGGCUCUAAUCCAGGUCCAUGCACACAGGGACCCAAGGGCCAGAAGGGAGAGAGAGGUGAGCCGGCGCUGCCUGCCAACUGGGGCGAAGCAGCAGGGUACAAGGGAGAAAAAGGUCAGAAGGGAGAGAUCGGUACACAGGGUCUCACAGGCACUCCAGGCAAGGACGGUCGAGCAGGGUCCAUCUGUGUCGUCGGUCCCAAAGGAACGAAGGGUACCCCAGGUUUGGUGGGUCCUGAGGGUUUGGCUGGGGAGCCAGGGAAGCCCGGAUUGCCAGGCCUACCGGGAGUCGGAAAGCCAGGCUUACCAGGCCCUCCUGGUGAACCGGGUGGUGCAAAGGGAGACACGGGAAGUACAGGACCGCCGGGAGAAAAAGGGCUGUCAGGAGAUCCAGGACCAAGAGGACCGGCAGGGUUUAAAGGAGACAAGGGGGACCCAUGCGAAGUGUGCCCCGUGCUGCCUGCAGACAUGGGUAACACAGUGGCUCUGCAAGGGAAGCCAGGCCCUAAAGGAGAGCCUGGAUUACCAGGGAUAGGAGAGAGAGGACUGCCUGGGCCUCUGGGUGCAGAUGGCAAGGCGGGACACAAGGGGGAACCAGGAUCACCUGGCAUCAAAGGAGAAAAGGGAGAGCAGUGUUCUGUGUGCCCCACCCUCGGAGAGUUAACCCCUAACCUUGUCCCCGGCGUCCUCACCCAAACCCUGCAGCAGAAGGGGGAGAAGGGGGAGCCUGGGAUCGGACAGAAAGGAGAGCAAGGGGAGCCAGGAAAUGUAGGAUCAUCUGGGAUUAAAGGAGAGAAGGGUAACACAGGCAGCAAAGGAGCUGAUGGUAAGCCGGGAAAGCCUGGACCACGGGGACACGGUGGGAAGGAUGGACAGAAAGGCUCACAGGGAGAGCAGGGGCUGCCUGGUCUUGGUAUUCCUGGCCUUAAGGGUGAUAAGGGCGAGUGUGGUCUGUGCCAGCCGGCCGAGGUUGGUAGCGGACCCGCUGGCUUUAAAAUGCCUGAUGGAGUAAUAGGCAAGCCAGGCGAACCAGGCCUUCCAGGUCCACCCGGACAUCCAGGUCUUGGAGCUGAUGGCAAACAGGGCCCACCAGGUCUUGCUGGUGUAAAAGGAGAAAAGGGUGAAAAAGGAGAUCAAGGAGAUGAGGGACUGGACGGAGCUCCUGGAGCCCCAGGACUGCCUGGAGAGCCUGGUCGAGAUGGACUGAUGGGCUUGAAGGGAGCAAAGGGUGAUGCUUGUACCAGCUGUCCUUCUAUGGGCACUGCAGUGGGUGAUGGUGUAACUGUGCGAGGCCCUAAAGGAGAGAGAGGAGAACCUGGUCCCACUGGGGAAGGGAAGUCUGGCAGGAAUGGAAAACCCGGCUUACCAGGUGUGCAGGGGCCUGCUGGGCCCAAAGGCAGCAAGGGAGACGCUGGAGCUGCAGGAGUCGGCCUUCCAGGACCACAAGGUGAAGAGGGACCAAGAGGGCUCCCAGGACUUGUAGGAUCACCUGGAGCCAGAGGAUUGACUGGCCCUCUUGGCCCAGAAGGAGGAAAGGGCUCCAAAGGUGAAGUCGGGCUUCCAGGACCACAGGGGCCUCCGAGCAUUGGAGUAGCAGGGCCCCCGGGCAGAGAUGGAGCUCUCGGGUCUCAAGGAGCUGAUGGCAGACCUGGUCUUGAUGGAGCUAAGGGGGACAAGGGUGAGCCUGGAGAGUGCAACUGCAUAAUCCCUGUGCACACGGGCAUUGGCGGACCUGGAGCUCCAGGAACUCCAAUAAACACAUGGCAGCCCGGUCCUCAGGGCCCACCAGGACCUCCUGGGCCACCUGGCCCUCCUGGGCCUCAGGGUGUUAAUGGAAUCGAAGGACCACAGGGUAUCCCUGGAAACGACGGGAUACAGGGGAAACCGGGUAUACCUGGAUACAGCAGCCUCAUUGGACCACACCAGCUGCCUCAAGGAGAUGUAGGGGAUGGUGUUGAGGGCUGUGAAGAAGGGGACUGUUCCCAAGGAUCUCCAGGGGUGCCUGGCACAGCUGGUGCCAAGGAAGACAAAAUAGACCAGGGCAAGCCAGGUGUAACCCCAGUGGACAGCUGUGACAAGUGUCUGGAAAGACUGCAGAGAGAGCAGGCGACACAAGCAGUGGAUGACCGCCGAGGGACACCUGGAAUUCCAGGAACUCCUGGAUCACCAGGACAAAGAGGGGAGCCAGGUACACCAGGAGAUAGAGGCCAAGCUGGAAUACCAGGAAACAUGGGACCUCCUGGUUUCCCCGGUCCUCAGGGCCCAUCUGGUUUACCUGGUCAGCAGGGUGAGGCAGGGUCACCCGGCCUCCCAGGAAUGAAGGGCGAGCAGGGCUCUCCGGGAACAUCCGGGUAUCCAGGAAGCAUGGGACCACCUGGACUUCCUGGACUGAAGGGCGAACGUGGGACCCCAGGAAGCACUGGUCAGAAAGGAGAAUCAGGUUCCCCGGGUAACCCUGGGUACCAAGGACAGGCUGGCUCACCGGGCAUCAAAGGAGACACGGGACCAGCAGGGCCUGUCGGUGCCAAAGGGGAUCAGGGUUUCCAAGGACAACCAGGUUUCCCAGGACCACCAGGUGCACCAGGUCCUGCCGGCAAAACUGGAAGGGAUGGGGUCCCUGGGCUCAAAGGUGAAAAGGGCAAUGGUGGUGCUCAAGGCUCUCAGGGAUCAACUGGAUCUCCAGGCUCACCAGGCUCCCCUGGGCUGAUGGGCCCCCCUGGCAUUGAGGGAUUGGAUGGAAAAGAUGGGAAACCAGGGCUGCGGGGAGACGCAGGCCCUCCAGGCCCAGCAGGACCACGAGGAAUCCCAGGAUUCAAAGGGAAAACUGGCCAUGCUGGCUUCCCUGGACAGAAGGGUGAAGCUGGACCUUCUGGUCCACCUGGACCACCAGGCAGGCUGGGACACGACGGUGAUCCCGGGACCCCAGGAGCUCAGGGACGACCUGGACCCCCCGGCCACCUUGGUUCUACAGGUCCAGCUGGACCACCAGGACCUCCUGGUCCAUCAGGAGUGGGUAUAAAAGGAGAUAAGGGCCAAGCUGGUGAGAGGGGUCUUCCAGGGAUGGGAGGAGCCCCAGGACCACCCGGGCACCCAGGGCUCAUAGGAGAGCCAGGUAGUGAUGGUGUCCCUGGUAAAGAUGGAACGGUAGGCCUACCAGGGGACAACGGGCAGCCAGGUCAAAAGGGUGAACCAGGGGCUGCAGGCCAGAAGGGUUCCCCAGGGGAGAGAGGUAGGCCAGGGCCCCCCGGCGGUGGAGGUUACCACUCCAAGGAUGCACAGCCCAUGAUCGGCCCGGUCGGACCAAGAGGAGAGAGGGGAAGCCCAGGCUCAGAGGGCCCACCCGGACUCCCUGGAACUCCAGGGUCGCCAGGAAAUGAUGCUGUAGUCAAUUAUGAUGAAGUCAAGAACUUCAUCCGCCAGCAGGUCAUCAAGAUCUUUGAUGAGAGAAUGGCCUACUACAUGUCUCGCAUGCAGAUGCCAGUAGAGAUGGUGGCAUCCCCAGGUCGGCCUGGGCCACCUGGCAAAGACGGAACUCCAGGUAGUCCUGGGAACCCAGGUGCACCUGGAAACCCGGGACAGAUCGGCAGACAAGGCCGGCCAGGAGUCACAGGCCCCCCAGGACCACGAGGACCACAUGGAGAAAAAGGAGAUAAGGGUGUUGGAGAGAUGGGAGAUGUAGGACCUCCAGGAGCACCAGGUGUCCCAGGCCCCCCAGGCUAUAGUAAGAUGGGACCCCCAGGUCCUGUUGGGCAGCAGGGUGUUCCUGGAAUCCCAGGCUCGCCUGGGCAGCCUGGUGCAAAGGGACAUGACGGCCGGUGUAAUCCUGGAGAUUGUAUGAGCCAUCAAGUAGAGUACAGCCCAAAGGGCCCACCUAUCAAGGGCCCCUGGUAAAGGGCUAGAACUGAUGGAGUAGAGGGGCAGGGGGGACUAAAGCAAAGAGACUACGGAAAAGACAGGAAGCCAAAGACCAUGAUCCAAAGUUAUUAAAUCUGACCACACAAUGAAACCAAUGAGCUCCUUUAUUGUUGAAUUGCAUAGAUUUACCCACACAGAUUGCCACUGUAGUUCUGAACAGAAAUCCACAAUUUCUUUCUAAGGGCCCCACUGGAAAUGAGGCCUGCAAGGACACACCAGCAGCACAUUUUUAUUGCAUUGUUCUUUUCCCUAUGAAUGCCAAUUCAUUGCUAUAUUACUGCCUUUUAUUUUGGUCUUGCCUCUUUAUUCUCACUGCGUUCCACUCUUUUUGUAUAUUUCACACAACCCAGGGGAGGUGACAAUAUUCACAAUUUGUAUUUUCUUCUCCUUAAUUAAUUCUGAACCUUUCUGGGUUAUUUUCAUUUUCUUUGUCCACAUCUGUAGAAAGAGAAUGCACACAAUUAUUGUAGCACUUUGCUUGCACCUCUCAUAUCUUUGUUCCCUUCUCACAAAAUCACAUUCAGGGUGCAUCCCAUGCAUUUCUAAUAUGUCUCAGUGUUUGUGGUGUGAUACAUAUUUGAAUUUGACUUGUAAGAGAAUAUCCCUAGAAAUGUAGCUCAGUUCUGGAGAAAAAAAUCAUGCAUUCAUACCCUUUUUGAUGGAUUGACUAUUUUGUAUGUAUUUAUAUUUAUAUAUAUAUAUAUUGGCUUUUCAUACUUUUCAAAGGAUUUGAUACAAGGCAUACGCAUGGCCAGCCACACAUUUUUUAUUGUCAAAUGUAUAUCAAGCAACAAAAAAACCAAAGGAAUAUUUUUUUUAUGGUCUAAAAGCUUUCAAAUUGAAAUAAUGUUUUCAGUAAAAGACAUCAUUAUUUAUAAAAGAAGAUUGUGUUUACACAAGAAAGCAUAUUGGCUUUUUUAAUUAUGUUGUUAAAGUUGAUUUUGUGUCAUUUUAACUCCAGUACUUUUUGGAAAUACAGCCAUUUUAAAACAUCUCAUCUCAUUUUUAUUCCAAAGUAGCUGUAAUAACCAUCUGUCUGUUUCAACAGACACUUGUUUAAGGAAAUAUGAGCAAUAAUUGAGCCCAUUUACCACAGGUACUGUAAUGCAACACACUGAGCACAGCCACCUAGCCCUCACAGUCACGUACGAUAAAGGAAAUAUUCUUCAAGGCAUCGCAGAUGGUUUUUGUAGUGUUACAUGUUACUGUAUUUUGUUGUCGUUUUUUUAAAAAUAGUUUUUAAAUUAGUAGUUCAAACUAUGAGCCAUGGUCAGACUUUUGUUUCUCACAAACUAACCCAUGGGAAAUGUUAAACUGAAUUAAAUUGCUUUUAAAAGAU